This is a messenger RNA of Hippopotamus amphibius kiboko, 3868 nucleotides long. RefSeq names its product solute carrier organic anion transporter family member 2A1 (gene SLCO2A1). Gene Ontology annotation, cellular component: membrane. The transcript has 14 exons. Bases 70 to 2004 code for a protein of 644 amino acids. NCBI's taxonomy places the organism in Eukaryota, Metazoa, Chordata, Mammalia, Artiodactyla, Hippopotamidae. The record is from RefSeq and is a predicted model, not a curated record. Gene Ontology annotation, biological process: transmembrane transport; sodium-independent organic anion transport; prostaglandin transport. Gene Ontology annotation, molecular function: prostaglandin transmembrane transporter activity; protein binding.
CCGCCGCAGCCCAGGCGCCCCGGCCCCGCUCGCCCGGCCUCCCGCCCCGAGCCCCGCGCUGCCGCCACCAUGGGGAGCCUGCCCGAGCCCGGCACGCGCCAGGGCGACGGCGCCCCUGCGGGCCGGGCCGGCCGCUGUCCCCGCUCUGUCUUCAGCAACAUUAAGGUGUUCGUGCUGUGUCAUGGCCUCCUGCAGCUCUGCCAGCUCCUGUACAGCGCCUACUUCAAGAGCAGCCUCACCACCAUCGAGAAGCGCUUUGGCCUCUCCAGUUCUUCCUCAGGUCUCAUUUCCAGCUUGAAUGAGAUCAGCAAUGCCAUCCUCAUCAUCUUUGUCAGCUACUUUGGCAGCCGGGUGCACCGUCCACGGCUGAUUGGCAUUGGGGGUCUCCUCCUGGCUUUGGGUGCCUUCGUCCUCACCCUGCCACACUUCCUCUCAGAGCCUUACCAAUACACCAUGACCAGCGUGGGGAACGGCAGCCACCUCCAGACCGAGCUCUGUCAGAAACACGGGCAGGGCCUGCGCCCCAGCAAGUGCCACAGCAGCCCCCAGGACGCCCGCAAGGAGACCAGCAGCAUGUGGGGUCUGAUGGUGGUGGCCCAGCUGCUGGCGGGCAUCGGCACGGUGCCCAUCCAGCCGUUCGGGAUCUCCUACGUGGACGACUUCUCGGAGCCCAACAACUCGCCCCUGUACAUCUCCAUCUUAUUUGCCAUCGCUGUAUUUGGACCGGCUUUUGGGUACCUGCUGGGCUCGGUCAUGCUGCAGAUCUUUGUGGACUACGGCAGGGUGGAUACAGCUACAGUUAACUUGAGCCCCAGAGACCCCCGAUGGAUAGGAGCCUGGUGGCUGGGCCUGCUCAUUUCCUCAGCCUGCCUGGUUGUCACCUCUUUCCCCUUUUUUUUCUUUCCUCGAGCAAUGCCCAGAGGAAUGGAGAGGACUCCUGCCAUAGCGGACGAGGCAAGGAAGGUGGAAGAGGCCAAGUCAAGAGGCUCCCUGGUGGAUUUCAUUAAACGCUUCCCCCGCAUCUUCCUGAGGCUCCUGAUAAACCCGCUCUUCAUGCUGGUGGUCCUGGCCCAGUGCACCUUCUCCUCCGUCAUUGCCGGCCUCUCCACCUUCCUCAACAAGUUCCUGGAGAAGCAGUAUGGCGCCUCCGCAGCCUAUGCCAACUUCCUCAUCGGUGCGGUGAACCUCCCCGCUGCUGCCUUGGGGAUGCUGUUUGGAGGAAUCCUCAUGAAGCGUUUUGUUUUCUCUCUGCAAACCAUUCCCCGCGUGGCCGCCACCAUCAUCACCAUCUCCAUGGUCCUCUGUGCUCCUCUCUUCUUCAUGGGCUGCUCUACCCCGGCCGUGGCGGAGGUCUACCCCCCCAGCACAUCCAGUUCUAUACAUCCACAGCCUCCAGCCUGCCGCAAGCACUGCUCGUGCCCAGACUCCGUCUUCCACCCGGUCUGUGGAGACGACGGCGUGGAGUACCUGUCCCCUUGCCAUGCCGGCUGCAGUGAAAUCAAUGUCAGCUCUAUAGCCUCCAAGCAACCGACCUACUUGAACUGCAGCUGCGUGAAAGGUGGAUCUGCUUCGGCAAAGACGGGCCCGUGCCCCAUCCCCUGCGCCCACUUCCUGCUCCCGACCACCUUCCUCAUCUCCUUCGUGGCGCUCAUCGCCUGCACCUCCCACAACCCCCUCUACAUGAUGGUCCUGCGUGUGGUGAACCAGGAGGAAAAGUCAUUUGCCAUCGGAGUACAGUUCUUGCUGAUGCGUCUGCUGGCCUGGCUGCCGUCCCCAGCCCUCUAUGGCCUCACCAUCGACUACUCCUGCAUCCGGUGGGGCGCGCAGUGCUCAGGGAGGCGAGGGGCCUGCGCCUACUACGACAACGAUGCUCUCCGAGACAGGUACCUGGGCCUGCAGGUGGGCUACAAGGCUCUGGGCGCCGUGCUGCUCACCUUCAUCAGCUGGCGGGUGAAGAAGAACAAGGAGUACAACGUGCAGGAGAAGGCCGCCGGCCUCAUCUGACCCGCGGCUCGGCGGCCACGCGGCUCCGGAGCGCAGACCCUGCCCCCGCACCUGCCCAUGUUUACUAAUGUUAACACAGCACCUCCUUUUGUUUCUUAAAUAAGAAAGAAAACCCAUCACCAUUUGCCUUCCCUGUCCCCUCCUGCCAGAGCCCCCCGGAGUCCCGUGGGGCCACCGUGCCCGUGGGCCAGGUGGGCAGAGAGCUGGAGGGCUGGGUCUUCCCUGGCCCCUCAGGAGGGGCCCCCACAGGCCCAGGCUCAUCCUGUGCGAUAGGGAUGCUUCCUUGAGGCAGCCCUUGCCCCCCGCCAGCCCUGCGGUGAGUGGUUUCCUAGGUAGGGAGACCCCUGGGUAUCUGCCCAGAGGAAGAAGGGAGAGGGCUGGGUUAUUACGUGCCAGAACCAAGCUAGGGGAGUGGGAGGCUGGCUGCAGCCCCCUUGGUGUCUUGGUUCAGCAGCAGCACAGAACCCAGAAGGGGCCAGCUCCCUUCCCCUGAUCCUUGCUUCCUGCCCUGAGGGGUCACUUUGGAAGCUGCCACGUUGGGAAGUACAGCCAGCUGCUGCCCUCUCGGCGACCCACGCUCAGGCCCCAGAGCUGGGACGGACACCCCGAGCCAUCCAGACGCUGUUCACGUUAACUCUAGGCCCUUCCCUACGUGGGUCUGCGAAUGUUUAUCUGUGUCUUUCCGGGGGUACAUCUCGAACUAAGAAAGCCACACUGUGGUGAAGGCCGGCCAGCUUGGAUGGCCAUGAAGCCCAGUCCCCACCCCACAGUGUGAGGAUAGGACUCCACAUCUCAGGGUGAUGGGAAGAGCCACCCCCAGGCCUCCUCAGACGCAGGUGAGGUGGCUUCACACAGGCUUCCCCGUCUGGACGUCAGCCUGUGUGUCACGGAGUAAAGAGAGGCUCUCGGGGAUGUCAGCAAAACAGGUGACGAAGCCCAGGGAAUGUCAAAAGCCACCAAGCUGCAUGGCCACCUGUGGCCCACAAAGCAGAGGCCCGAGAGGUUGACUUUCCUGGUCUUGAGCGAGCCCAUCAACAUCUUCUCAGCCUCUUCUCACUGCCUCCAGAGAGGUGGGUGCCUUCCCCGGGCUUGGGCUGAGAGGUGCUGCGGCUGGGGGUGCAGGUUCAGAGUCAGAAGGCAACAAAAGAGGCCUUUCAUCCGCAAGUAUUUUAUUUAUUGGAGACUGACUUUGUGCAAGGCAGCGCUGGGGCAUGGUUCUCCCCGGAGCUUCCCCGCCCUCCGUCUACACUAAUGCCUCCUCCCAGAGUGGGCUCGCUGGGCAGGGCCAGGGACGCACAGCAAGAACCUGGAGAUUGUCGAUAAGACCUUGACCUUCCAUGCCCCACGGGACUGAGCCACUCCUGGCCUUCACCAGACGGGGAGCUGACUAGCCGCGUCGUCUGGAGCAGCUGGCCAUUGGUGAUGCAGAUCUCUUGCAUCUCUUGCAUGCAGACCCCUUGAGUGCCACUGCUCUUGGAAGACCCUUCCAGAAGCCACCUCCAGAAAGGCCUCAUGUGGUGGAAUGUCAAUGGCCACACGGCUAUGGGACCGAGGUCUUUGUGAAAGCCACUAUCACAGCCUGAUUCCAAAGCCACCAGCUCUGUCUCCACAGAUCUCACUCAGGAAGGGAGGCUCCGUGCAACCUCAGGGGCGAGUUUCAGCCUUUAAAUGAUCCUGCUUGGAAAAUGAUUCCCUGCAACUAACCCUGGUCCUUCUCGCUGCAAUGUAACCUAAUUCUGAAGGCAUUACCUUCAGCUGAGCUCGUGAACAAUGAAUGCCAACCUUCAGAUUCUGGAAGAUGGUUGCCCUCCCAAGCCGUUAUUCUAUUAUGAUAUUGCUAUUAAUAUAUUAUAGUUUUGCUAUU